This is a messenger RNA of Fonsecaea erecta, 1647 nucleotides long. RefSeq lists its product as hypothetical. The coding region runs from base 1 to 1647 and encodes 548 amino acids. Gene Ontology annotation, molecular function: flavin adenine dinucleotide binding; oxidoreductase activity, acting on the CH-CH group of donors. The record is from RefSeq and is a predicted model, not a curated record. The transcript has 5 exons. NCBI's taxonomy places the organism in Eukaryota, Fungi, Ascomycota, Eurotiomycetes, Chaetothyriales, Herpotrichiellaceae.
AUGUCCAAACGAUUCUCGACUGCGGAUGUUGCCUCGCACAACAAGGCCGACAACCUCUACAUCAUCGUCGACGAGGAUGUCUACGACCUGACCAAAUUCCAAGACGAGCAUCCCGGUGGGAAGAAGAUCCUGCAGCGCGUGGCUGGAAAAGACGCCUCGAAGCAGUUCUGGAAAUACCACAAUGAGGGGAUCCUCAAGAAAUACAAGGCCAGGUUGCAGGUCGGCUCGUUAGACACCAAGAAGGUUGAGGCACCGCCCACGCCGCCCGCGACCCCUCCCGCGGAAAAGGUCCAGCCGCAGGCAGAACCUGGUACCGUCGCUCCGUCACCGGGCCCGGCGGCUGCAGAGGAAGCGGAGGCGUUGGAUCCCUUUGGGUCUCUGAUUCCCUUUGGCGACCCCAGCUGGUAUCAAGGUUACCAUUCUCCCUACUACAACGAGACUCACGCGGCCCUCCGUGCCGAAGUGCGGGAAUGGGUCGAGAACGAGAUCGAGCCCUACGUGACGGAGUGGGAUGAGGGUAAGAAAGUGCCCGACGAGAUCUACAAAAAGAUGGGAGAACGAGGCUAUCUGGCCGGUCUUUUGGGAGUCAAGUACCCGACGCACCUGGUCAAGAACCCCGUCAAGAGUGUCCCCCCCGAGAAGUGGGACCUGUUCCACGAAAUGCUCCUAACGGACGAGCUGUCGCGAACCGGUUCCGGUGGGUUGGUGUGGAACCUGAUUGGAGGCUUCGGGAUUGGGUGUCCUCCGUUGAUCAAGUACGGUAAGAAGGAGCUCGUCAAUCGCAUUCUCCCGGGUAUCCUGGCUGGGGACAAGAGAAUAUGCCUGGCUAUCACCGAGCCCGACGCCGGUUCCGACGUUGCCAAUCUCACGUGCGAAGCCAAGCUAUCCGAAGAUGGCAAGCAUUUCAUUGUCAACGGCGAGAAGAAGUGGAUUACCAACGGCAUCUGGUGCGACUACUUCACGACCGCGGUGAGGACUGGUGGUCCGGGAAUGGGCGGCAUCAGUCUCUUGUUGAUCGAGCGCACUGAGGGAGUGAGCACCCGACGCAUGGACUGUCAAGGUGUUUGGAGCAGCGGAACCACCUACGUGACAUUUGAAGACGUCAAGGUGCCUGUGGAGAAUGUCCUAGGCAAGGUCAACAAAGGUUUCCAAGUGAUCAUGACCAACUUCAACCACGAAAGAAUCGGCAUCAUCAUCCAGUGCCUGCGUUUCUCCCGCGUGUGUUUCGAAGAGUGUGUCAAGUAUGCGUCCAAGAGGAAGACGUUUGGACAGAAACUCAUCAACCACCCGGUCAUCCGCAUGAAGCUGGCUCACAUGGCGCGCCAAAUCGAGGCCAGCUACAACUGGCUGGAGAAUCUGGUAUACCAAUGCCAGCGGAUGGGUGAGACGGAGGCCAUGCUCCGGUUGGGAGGUGCCAUCGCGGGGCUCAAGGCUCAAGCGACCACGACAUUCGAGUUCUGCACCAAGGAGGCGGCCCAGGUGUUUGGCGGUCUGGCCUAUUCACGUGGCGGACAAGGAGGGAAGAUUGAGCGACUGUACCGUGACACGCUGGCGUACAAGAUCCCGGGAGGCAGCGAGGAAAUCAUGCUGGAUCUGAGUAUGCGACAGAGCUUGAAGGUGCACAAGGCACUGGGCAUGAAGCUAUGA